AUGACCCGCCCCACUGUCCAGAAGCAACCCACCACCAACCCUGCGUCCCACCGAGAGUAUGGACGUGGGCCAGGCCAUUGCGAGCGUGCUGUCGAAGACGGGCAGGACAACCUUCCUACAGAUUGGACCUGUCUGCUCUGCAAAAGCUCUUCCAGGACCAUGUGCUGCCGGUGCCCCUCUGGAGCUGGACGUACUCUACAAGCUGUCCCACAGACAGGGAGCAGGAGGAGGGGAAAAAGACGCCGACGCCGUACUAGGGGAACAGGAGGAGGAGGAGGAGGAGGAGGAGGAGGAGGAGAGAGGAGGAAGAGGGGCUCCUUCAGACAGACCCAGAGAACCAAAAGUGGCAGAUUGAGACGAUGUCGGCCCGGCGCCUCGCCAAUUCUCUGCCCCGCACCGGACGCAGACUUCACCCCCGUGGCCUCAGACAACACCAAAGCUCUCCUGAGGGAGGUCGGCAAUCACAGAGACUUUGGCCAAUUCCUUCAUGCCGACUUUCACUGGACCGCACCCUGCACCAGCCUCGCCAAUCCCCACUGCGUCCGGUAUACGUUUGAUGUCGACGGCGUCAUGAUCCAGUUGCGUCACACGAGGGGCAUGGUUGCAGAGAUCUAUUUGAACCUGUCCCGUGUGGUUGCCACGCUGCAGCCCAGAAGGCGUGGCGGCACUUAGAAAUUGCCUGGGCCACAAAAUAUCAAACGUUGAAGGCGGCUACGUCCUGACGCUCUACGCCGUCCCCAGCAGCCUGACAGAGCCGGACUUCAGCCUGAAAAAUCCAAGCUUGUAUGGCACACUUGCGGCCGAACUGCUAAAUGAGGUAACUGAGAGUUUUUCCGACCCUUCAACCACCUGCCAGAGAAGGACAUGACCCGCCCCACUGUCCAGAAGCAACCCACCACCAACCCUGCGUCCCACCGAGAGUAUGGACGUGGGCCAGGCCAUUGCGAGCGUGCUGUCGAAGACGGGCAGGACAACCUUCCUACAGAUGUACGCCCAUCCAUUGCAACCAUCCUUUCAAACAUCAGGGCAGUGCAGUGCUGGUCACUUGCGGCUUGAGCCACCCAGACUCCAAGGCUUCCCUUACCAGCAGGGCGCUCUCUUACCUGGUGCAUGUCCGGGACUUGACGCUUUGCCCCUAUGACUUUGACCCGA
Etheostoma spectabile (orangethroat darter) is the source of this 1152-nucleotide messenger RNA. RefSeq lists its product as uncharacterized. Lineage: Eukaryota; Metazoa; Chordata; Actinopteri; Perciformes; Percidae. Bases 1 to 672 code for a protein of 223 amino acids. The record is from RefSeq and is a predicted model, not a curated record. The transcript is spliced from 4 exons.